This is a messenger RNA of Doryrhamphus excisus (bluestripe pipefish), 2255 nucleotides long. It is a transcript of the gene dbh, whose product is annotated as dopamine beta-hydroxylase (dopamine beta-monooxygenase). Gene Ontology annotation, cellular component: secretory granule membrane. Gene Ontology annotation, biological process: norepinephrine biosynthetic process; dopamine catabolic process; octopamine biosynthetic process. The record is from RefSeq and is a predicted model, not a curated record. Gene Ontology annotation, molecular function: dopamine beta-monooxygenase activity; copper ion binding. NCBI's taxonomy places the organism in Eukaryota, Metazoa, Chordata, Actinopteri, Syngnathiformes, Syngnathidae.
UUCUGUGAUAUCUUCUCGACCACGGCAGCAUCUUCUUCUUCUUUUAUGAAAAAGAAGAAAAGAUAGAGAGAGCAACCACAAUCACUUGAUUCUGGUUGAUAUUGUCCAUGGGUUGGACGUGGAUCAAUCUGGGCGUGGCAGAUGAGCAGAAUCAUGUUUGAGCGCCCCGGGGGGCCUCAAAGCAGACAAUCGAAUUAAGCAGAGAAAAUAAUGGCAUUAGGUGGGAUAAAAACAGACAAAUCGUAAGGGAGGAGUCUCUUAAAAAGCAGCAGGAGUGGAGGAGAUGAGUUGGAGAUACCGACCCGCUUGACUUAAGAGAAGAUCAUGAGGAUCCUGAGCAAAGACCUGCGUCUGCAGGACGUCACCAUCAUGUACUUCACCGCCCUAGCCGCCCUCAUGGUCAUCCUGGUGGCUUCCUACCAGGCUCCGAGCGCCAUCGGCGUGGUGGAGCUGGCCCGGUCCGAACCCCGGCCUCCACCCGCUCUCCUCAUGCCCUUCCGGGUGCUUCUGGAUCCACUGGGGGAGCUGAAGCUGGCGUGGAAUGUCAGCUACGAGCGGCAAGAGGUGACCAUGGAGCUGAAGGUGGCCCGGCUCAAGCACGGAGUGGUGCUGGGAAUGUCGGAGCGAGGCCAGCUGACCCGUGCCGAUCUGGUGGUUCUGUGGGACUCGGGAAGCAAAAGCUACUUUGGGGACGCAUGGAGCGACAGCGAGGGACAUGUGACACUGGACAGCCAGCAGGACUACGAGCUGAUGGAAGCCAAAUGGACGUCUGAAGGGUUCUACUUGCUCUUCAAGAGAGCUUUUAGUACCUGCGACCCUAGAGACUACCUCAUUGAGGAGGGAACAGUGCACAUCAUCUACGGACUGCUGGAUCAGCCACUUGCCUCCUUGGAGCAACUCAACUUGUCAGGCAUCCACAUGGGCCUCCAAAGGGUCCUGAUGCUCCGCCCCGACACGCCGCCUCCCACGCUGCCUCCCGACGUGCAGACGCUAGACGUGGUGGCUCCCGACGUUGUCAUCCCCGGCCAGGAGACCACCUACUGGUGCUUCAUCCACAAGCUGCCUGAAAACAUGGCCAAGAAUCACAUCGUCAUGUACGAGCCGGUGGUGACGGCAGGCAACGAGGCCAUCGUGCACCACAUGGAGGUGUUUGAGUGUUCCCCGAAUGUGAGCAACGUCCCGGACUAUAGCGGCUCCUGUGAUGACAAGAUGAAGCCGGGAAAGCUGAACUCCUGCCGCCACGUGCUGGCUGCCUGGGCCAUGGGUGCUGAGGCUUUUUACUAUCCUCCUGAUGCUGGUCUGCCAAUGGGGGGAACAGGUUCCUCCAGGUUCCUUCGUCUGGAGGUCCACUACCACAACCCUCUCCUCAUAUCUGGCCGACGUGAUUCAUCGGGGAUAAGGUUGCACUACACCCCCAGCCUCAGGCGCCACGACGCCGGGAUCAUGGAGCUGGGCCUGGUCUACACCCCCAUCAUGGCCAUCCCGCCUCAGCAACACACCUUCUACCUGAGUGGCUACUGCACGUCCAAGUGUACACGCACUGCUCUUCCCCAAGGGGGGAUCUUUAUAUUUGCAUCCCAGCUGCACACACACUUGGCGGGCCGGGGGGUGCGCACGGUCUUGGUGAGGGGGGGCGAGGAGGUGGAGGUGGUGCAGGAGGACCAACACUUCAGUACACACUACCAGACCAUCAGAGUCUUGAGGAAAAUGACCAACGUUUUACCGGGUGACGUCCUCGUAACAAGGUGUACUUACAACACCGAGGACAGACUCAAAGCGACUGUGGGUGGUUUUGGCAUCAUGGAGGAAAUGUGCGUCAACUACGUCCACUACUACCCCCGCACUCAGCUGGAACUGUGCAAGAGCCACGUGGACCUGGAACAUCUGCAGAGAUAUUUCAGCUUCAUUAGCAGAUUCCAAGGAAAGGAUGAGUGUGUGUGCGGGGAGGACAGCGUGACGGCACGCUAUUCCAGGCUGGAGUGGGACACCUUCUCCACGCAGGUGCUGGACUCGCUUUACAAGACGGCGCCGAUCUCCAUGCACUGCAACCAAUCCACCGCACGCUUAUUUCCUGGUGACUGGGACAAGCAGACGCUACCGGCGGUGACCUCUGUCCUCCGAAAACCUCCUUACCCAUGUGAGGUUGGGGCACGCCCCACCGGUCGCCCAGCCGUGGGCCUGGUCUGAGCCGGCAGGGGGUAAGAAGAAUUGUGAACUGUUACGAUUAGCACUCAUGUCUGACUUUGACAUCCUAU